AUGUUGGAAGCACGGUUGGAACAGGCGAGCAUCCUGAAGAAGGUUGUCGACGCGAUCAAGGACCUGGUGCAAGACUGCAACUUCGACUGCAAUGACAGCGGCAUCGCUCUGCAGGCCAUGGACAACAGCCACGUCGCGCUUGUGUCUAUGAUGCUCAAGGCCGAGGGAUUCUCGCCAUUCCGCUGCGACCGCAACAUUGCGCUAGGGAUCAACCUCACUUCCCUCACCAAGGUGCUGCGGGCGGCCCAGAACGAGGACAUCCUCACCCUCAAGGCGGAGGAUGCGCCCGACGUCCUCAACCUUGUGUUCGAGAGCUCCGAGACCGACAGGAUCUCCGAGUACGACCUCAAGCUCAUGGACAUUGACCAGGAGCAUCUGGGCAUUCCGGACACCGAGUACGCGGCCACCAUUGCGAUGCCGGCCUCCGAGUUCAAGCGCAUCACCACAGAUCUGAUGGCCAUGUCCGAAUCCGUCACCAUCGAUGCGAGCAAGGACGGCGUCAAGUUCUCGUGCCAGGGCGACAUCGGCAACGGAGCCGUCACCCUGCGGCAACAUUCCAGUGUGGAGAAGCCGAACGAGUCAAUCGAGAUCGAGCUCAGCGAGCCCGUCUCGCUUACUUUCUCCCUCAAGUACCUCGUCAACUUCUGCAAGGCCUCGGCGCUCUCCACCCAGGUCAAGAUCUGCCUGUCCAACGAGGUGCCCUUGUUGGUUGAAUACACCCUCGCGGGAAGCAGUUACCUGCGUUUCUACCUUGCGCCGAAGGUAUGUGAUUCUACGUUCUAA
Molecule: messenger RNA, 783 nt
Organism: Chaetomium globosum CBS 148.51
Lineage: Eukaryota; Fungi; Ascomycota; Sordariomycetes; Sordariales; Chaetomiaceae
Product: proliferating cell nuclear antigen
Exons: 3
Coding region: 1-783 (260 amino acids)
Biological process (GO): regulation of DNA replication; mismatch repair; leading strand elongation
Cellular component (GO): PCNA complex
Molecular function (GO): DNA binding; DNA polymerase processivity factor activity
Source: RefSeq, a predicted model, not a curated record